This is a messenger RNA of Aureobasidium melanogenum CBS 110374, 885 nucleotides long. Its product is annotated as phytanoyl-CoA dioxygenase family protein. The transcript has a single exon. The coding region runs from base 1 to 885 and encodes 294 amino acids. The record is from RefSeq and is a predicted model, not a curated record. Lineage: Eukaryota; Fungi; Ascomycota; Dothideomycetes; Dothideales; Saccotheciaceae.
AUGCCAUCAAAGUUGCGUGACCAGCUAGGUGAAGAUGGCUUUGUGCGCAUCCCUUCAGCCCUUCCAAAGGAUCAACUUGAAGCUCUGAGGGCUGCGUGUCAAGAUGUCGCCCAGCUAGCAAGAGCGGGCAGGUGGCCCUUUGUGAGGACACUCCCAAAACAAUUUCCUCCGUGGGACUCGGACACGUCGAAAGGCACUUGGGGGGUGCAACACCUUAUGCAUCCAGAUCUCCCCCAUCACGAUACCUUCGCCGCGUCGUAUUUUGCGCCUUACAUCACUGACGCAGUGACUGAGAUCUUACAAUGCAGCCCAAAUGACCUGGUGCUUGAGUUAUACAACCUCUUAAUCCGUCCUGACACGAACUUCGCUCUUCGAUGGCAUCGGGAUGAUAUUAGUCCGGAGGUGUCAGCUCAAGAGGAGUUGACGCGUCUGCAGGAGCCCAUGCUGCAUGCCCAAUGGAACCUAGCCUUGUAUCCUGAUUCUUCUUUGGUUGUCGUGCCCGGGUCACACAAACGUCCAAGGACAGAAGAAGAACGGUGCGCGGAUCCAUUCGAAAAUGACUUGCCAGGACAGAUGGUCGUCAAGAUGGAUCCUGGCGACAUCAUCUUCUACAACAACAACAUUCUGCACAGAGGCGUCUACAGUAGCGAAGCCGAGAGAAUGACUUUGCAUGGAUCCAUGGGUAUUGUUGGCGCUGACCCCGCCAGGGCUAGGAACGUGCUGCAGCACGGAGUCGGUGCUUGGGUUGAUCGUUGUGACUUUGGCAAGUUACAAGACCAUGCCGAUGAUCAACAGAUCUCUACGUUGGCACAAGACAUGCGGGACAGGCUGGUUGCGAUGGGCUCAGGCCAGGUUCUGAGCUUCUCCCAGCCGUUCGACGAGUGA